Molecule: messenger RNA, 2084 nt
Organism: Drosophila grimshawi
Lineage: Eukaryota; Metazoa; Arthropoda; Insecta; Diptera; Drosophilidae
Exons: 1
Coding region: 16-1968 (650 amino acids)
Biological process (GO): protein processing
Cellular component (GO): plasma membrane
Molecular function (GO): metalloendopeptidase activity
Source: RefSeq, a predicted model, not a curated record
AAAACAAACGAACAGAUGAGCAAAUUGCGCCGGCAAUGGCAGCUGCUAAUGCUGCUUAUUGCCAUUCACCUGGCACACGCAGACACAACAACAACAGCGAGAGAAGAGUCCGAUCCGGACUCCGAGACUGGUCAGUUCUUUACUCGACUGUAUAAGCGUAAUCUGAGGCAAAUGAUGGAAUUGAGAAAUGCCAGCGCGGAGCCCUGUGCUGAUUUCUAUGCACAUGCCUGUGGCAAUUUUAGCCAGUUGGCAAAGGCCGAGGAUCAAGAUGAGGCACUGCCUCCAUUUUUGUACAACAUGCAGGAUCGCAUGCAAUUCUUUCAGACACAACACGGCAACUUUGAAACGUUGCCCGGUAAAUUAUUGGCACAGCUGUAUAGUGAGUGUAAAAUGAGGAGCAGGUCCCAGCAUGUGGGCAGUCUCCACCAGAUAUCAGCGACGCACUGGGAGCGCAUGUUGGAACAGUUGCCAUUUUUGACUGUCCAUGAGGAAGUGCUCUCGUCGUGGCCCUUUCUGCGUCAUCAAUGGCAACGCAGGCAGUUGGAUGAGCAACUCAAUUGGAUUCAAUUGGCGGCACAGUUGGCGGCACACGGACUGCCCACCUUGUUGCACAUUUACUUUGCCGAGCAGACCAUCUACCUGGCGCCUAUGCAGGAGCUGCCCUGUCCCAGUUUGCGCGGCUUUAAGUUGAGCAUGUCCGAAGUGCUAACGGAUCGUCAUCCGCAGGUGGCUCACAUUGUGGCGCACGAGAUGCGCGUCCUAUGCCGUGGAAUGCGCGGAGAGCUGCCAUUGACCAACAGUUUGACCAGACGCAACCAGAGCACACCAUCGCCCGGGCAGGAACAGUUGCAACUGGAUGAUAACACAAUGGACUAUCUGCAGAACUUCUUUGGGCUGCUCAACUUUACGGAGCGGCAGCUGGCUGGGGCACGUAAACUGCCACUGAAUGUGGAGCGUAUAACACAGGCGUGGCAAGUGUUGCGCCAAACGGAGCCACGCAUUGUGUACAAUUAUGUGAUGUGGCAAGCCCGGCAGCACCUAGAAUACGAAGAUUGCUAUCAGCUGGCGACCGAAUUUGAGCGUCUGCUCCACGCCGAGUACUGGCAGUGGCAUGUGCUUGCACCUCAAUUGAGACGCGAUGUCGCCAUGGCUAUGUAUCAGUUGCACACCACACGCUUCCAGCAGCGACGACGCACCACGCUGAACCGCCGAGACUGGUAUGGACUGCUAUUGCCCGGCUCUGUGGAGCAUCCGGAGUUGCAGGUUGCACGACUGCUGCAGGCCCACGCCCAACACUAUCUGAAUAUUACUGAGCUAACCAUGCAGUAUAACCAGGUGCAGUUCAGGCCGGGCAGCUUCUAUGGCAACCUGUUGCAGCUGCGACGUGUGCAACUGCGUCACAGCUUCGAGUCGCCCUAUGUGGACGAGGACGAUGUGAAUCAGUCCGCAUAUUUUCUGCGAAAAUUUUUGCACUUUGUGCUGCUGUCGCUGCAUCGACCGAUGUAUCAUUAUUAUGCAACAGAGGGACUGCAGCUGUGGCAUCAGUCACGUCUGCUGCAGGACACCGAUGGCUAUUAUACAGCCUUGGAUUGCUUGGAGCGGCAAACUCAGCAGCUUUAUGAUGCGGAAGUGGCGCCCAUCUAUCGGCCGCUGAGCAGCCAUGAGGUGGCCAAUGUGUUUCACUUCUAUCGCUCGUUCCAGGCCUCUCUGCGGGAUUAUAAAUUCUGGCUGCACGGAGAGCGUUUCGUCUUUGCCGAGCAGUUUGUGCUCCAAUACUUUGGAUUGGAUGAGCACCGUGUGCUCUUCUAUGCGGUGGCCCAACAGUUGUGCAAUCGCCAGGACGAAAUUCUUGCGGCACAGAUCAAUCGCGGCUAUAUGAACCUGCCCGAGUUCCAGGCUGCCUUUAAGUGUGAUCCGGAUGCUUUUAUGAAUCCACCAGCAAAGUGCAUGUUGAACAGAUGCGAGUAAAAAAUUUGCUAUAUUAGAGUGGUGAAGUUUAAAUACUCUUUAAUGAGUAUUUUAAAAGUUUCAAAAUUUUUAAUGUUAUUCAAUAAUUUGAUGUAGUAGUGUAUAAUGUAAGAUAG